Molecule: messenger RNA, 1113 nt
Organism: Raphanus sativus (radish)
Lineage: Eukaryota; Viridiplantae; Streptophyta; Magnoliopsida; Brassicales; Brassicaceae
Product: RING-H2 finger protein ATL63
Exons: 1
Coding region: 79-966 (295 amino acids)
Biological process (GO): protein ubiquitination
Source: RefSeq, a predicted model, not a curated record
CACUUUAUACACUCAUAUAUAUAAUCAAAGGGACCUCCAAAGAAAAAAGAAAACAUGAUCAGUUAAGAAGUAAAGAUAAUGAGGGAAGAAGGCUCAAUGACAACUAGAAACAGUCUCCUCAAAACCUUGUCUUCUUACAAUUCCAAUGUUCUCUUAGCUGCUCUCCUCUUCCUCCUCUUAGUCGUCCUCUUCGUCUUGCUUCUCCAUUUCUACGCCCGCUUUUACUGGUCAAACUCCGACCACGAAUUCUUCGCCGCUCGACGCCGGCUGAGAAGGAGACGAAUCCGAAGAAGAACAGUCACAACGACGAGAAUCAUACCUCCUCUCCCACUAAGAGGUGUCGUCGACGACGCUGAAGCUUCUGUUGCUACGACAAGCGAUGACAAAGGUUUGGACCCUUCGGUCAUUUCUUCGAUUCCUCUGUUUGUUUUCGAAGACGACGAGAAAGAAGAGGAGGAGGAGGAGGAGUGUGUGAUAUGUCUUGGUUUGUGGGAAGCGGGAGAUUUCGGGAGGAAGUUGAGAUUUUGCGGACAUGGGUUUCACGUUGAGUGUAUAGACAUGUGGUUGUCUUCUCAUUCUUCUUGUCCGCUCUGUCGAUCCCCUGUUCUCGCCGCCGUCUCCGAUCGAGAAAAUCUCAAGCCGGACAUUAACGACGACGUUGAUGUCGUGGAGGGAGAAGAAGAAGAGGCAGAAGAAGAUGAGAACGUCGUCGCCGGUGAUCGGAGAAUUUCACUGUCUCUUGAUGUGACGGAAGAUAAUGCAAAAACAGGGGUUGACGACGACGGCGUUGGCGUCGGAGAAGGAGAGGUUAGAAUUGAAGUGUUAGAUGAGGACGGAGGAUCAAGAGGUUAUCGGAGAUCGACGUCUUCAGCAUCGAGUUCGUUGAUGAGGAUGCUGAGUAGUAGAACUAGAUCGGAGGGUAGCAAAGUGUUUCCGUCGUCGGCGACGCAAGAUUCGUCUCAGUAAACAAUAAAUACAUAAAAAAUCAUGUGUACAACUUUGGAAAUAGAAAAAAAAAUGAAUAGCCUAAAAGCCACGUGCGGUAAAAAAAGAGAAAGAUAUGUAAUUACAAAAGUGGUAAUUUAUUUUUGAUCAAGUUUUGGUUGAAUCUGA